Messenger RNA from Capsaspora owczarzaki ATCC 30864, 398 nucleotides. RefSeq lists its product as hypothetical. The transcript has 2 exons. The record is from RefSeq and is a predicted model, not a curated record. The annotation marks the transcript as partial. NCBI's taxonomy places the organism in Eukaryota, Filasterea, Ministeriida, Capsasporidae.
AUGUCAUCACAUCCAUCGGCACAUCCUCUUCCGCAUUCUGCAGCGAGCGUGCACCAGCAGCACACGUCGCAGGCCACGCCACUGUUCGCUGCCGUGCCUGCCAACACGACCACGGACGAACGCUCCGAGACAGACUCGAUGGGCGCCAUCGGGGUCAAGCACACUGCGUACUGGGGCGCGCAAACCCAGCGCUCGCUCCACCACUUUAGCAUUGGCACAGACCACUUCCCGCGCGUUGCACCCUUUCGUUUAGUCCCGUCCUCCAACGUGGCAAUGACUUGUUGGGACAAAAGUCAUUGCUUGGGUCCACAGCCCCCUUUUUCCAUGUCACACUUGGUCGCAAUCGUCGUGAUGACUGUUGGGCACUCACUUGCGUUAUUAUUAUUCUUCUUCUUGUU